AUGGAGUCUCGAGCAAAGAGCUCCAUGGCCAUUGGCCUGGGCUUGGUUUUCUGGAUUUGUCUUCUAUUCACACCUCUUGCCUUCGUCCAGACCGUAAGGGCCGACGAUGUUCAGGAGUAUGGCACCGUUAUUGGUAUUGAUCUUGGAACCACAUACAGCUGCGUCGGUGUGAUGCAGAAGGGCAAGGUUGAGAUUCUCGUCAACGACCAAGGAAACCGAAUUACCCCCUCAUACGUGGCCUUUACCGAAGAUGAGAGACUAGUCGGUGACGCAGCAAAGAACCAGGCUGCGGCAAACCCUACCAACACCAUCUUCGACAUCAAGCGACUCAUCGGACGAAAGUUCUCUGAGAAGGAUGUCCAGACCGACAUUAAGCACUUCCCAUACAAGGUUAUCUCCAAGGAUGACAAGCCCGUUGUUCAGGUCGAGGUCAAUGGCGAGGACAAGAAGUUCACCCCCGAGGAGAUCUCCGCCAUGAUUCUGGGCAAGAUGAAGGAGGUCGCCGAGGCCUACCUGGGCAAGAAGGUCACCCACGCCGUUGUCACUGUUCCAGCCUACUUCAACGACAACCAGAGACAGGCCACCAAGGACGCCGGUGUCAUUGCCGGUCUCAAUGUCCUCCGUAUCGUCAACGAGCCUACGGCCGCCGCUAUUGCGUACGGUCUGGACAAGACUGAUGGUGAACGCCAGAUCAUUGUUUACGAUCUUGGUGGUGGUACUUUCGAUGUCUCCCUGCUGUCAAUUGACCAGGGUGUGUUCGAGGUCUUGGCUACUGCCGGUGACACCCAUCUCGGUGGUGAGGAUUUCGACCAGCGUAUCAUCAACCACUUCGCCAAGUCCUACAACAAGAAGAACAACGUCGACAUCACCAAGGAUCUCAAGGCCAUGGGCAAGCUGAAGCGUGAGGCCGAAAAGGCUAAGCGAACCCUCUCUUCCCAGAUGUCAACUCGUAUCGAGAUCGAGGCUUUCUUCGACGGCAAGGACUUCUCCGAGACCCUGACCCGUGCCAAGUUUGAGGAGCUGAACAUGGAUCUGUUCAAGAAGACCAUCAAGCCCGUUGAGCAGGUGCUCAAGGAUGCCAACGUCAAGAAGGCAGAAAUUGACGACAUUGUUUUGGUCGGUGGUUCCACUCGUAUCCCCAAGGUGCAGUCCCUCAUUGAGGAGUAUUUCGGUGGCAAGAAGGCCAGCAAGGGUAUCAACCCUGAUGAGGCUGUCGCUUUCGGCGCUGCCGUCCAGGCUGGUGUUCUUUCCGGUGAGGAGGGUACUGAGGAGAUCGUUCUCAUGGAUGUCAACCCGUUGACUCUCGGUAUUGAGACCACCGGAGGCGUCAUGACCAAGCUGAUCCCCCGUAACACUCCUAUCCCGACCCGCAAGAGCCAGAUCUUCUCCACUGCCGCCGAUAACCAGCCGGUCGUCCUGAUCCAGGUUUAUGAGGGUGAGCGAUCCAUGACCAAGGACAACAACCUUCUCGGCAAGUUCGAACUUACUGGUAUCCCUCCCGCCCCCCGUGGAGUGCCCCAGAUCGAGGUCUCUUUCGAGCUCGAUGCCAACGGCAUCCUCAAGGUGUCCGCUCACGACAAGGGCACUGGCAAGUCUGAGUCCAUCACCAUCACCAACGACAAGGGCCGUCUCACCCAGGAGGAGAUUGACCGCAUGGUUGCCGAGGCUGAGAAGUACGCCGAGGAGGAUAAGGCUACCCGCGAGCGCAUCGAAGCCCGAAAUGGCCUUGAAAACUACGCUUUCAGCCUGAAGAACCAGGUCAACGAUGAGGAUGGUCUUGGCAGCAAGAUCGACGAGGAGGACAAGGAGACUAUCCUCGACGCUGUCAAGGAGGCCACCGACUGGCUUGAGGAGAACGCGGCUACCGCCUCUACGGAGGACUUUGAGGAGCAGAAGGAGAAGCUAUCGAACGUGGCCUACCCCAUCACCAGCAAGCUUUACAGCGGCGGUGCACCGGGCGGCGAGGGUGAUGACGAGCCGUUGAACCAUGACGAGCUCUAA
Molecule: messenger RNA, 2001 nt
Organism: Phaeoacremonium minimum UCRPA7
Lineage: Eukaryota; Fungi; Ascomycota; Sordariomycetes; Togniniales; Togniniaceae
Product: putative hsp70-like protein
Exons: 5
Coding region: 1-2001 (666 amino acids)
Biological process (GO): cellular response to unfolded protein; endoplasmic reticulum unfolded protein response; protein refolding
Cellular component (GO): endoplasmic reticulum chaperone complex; membrane; endoplasmic reticulum lumen
Molecular function (GO): ATP hydrolysis activity; ATP-dependent protein folding chaperone; heat shock protein binding
Source: RefSeq, a predicted model, not a curated record